AUGGCGGCGCCCAGCGGGAGGAGCUGCCGGCGCGCGUGGGCCGCGCUGGUGCCCGCGGCCCUGCUGUGCCUGGCGGUCCGGGCGGCCGCGGGACAGGGCACGGCCCCGGGUGCAGCCCCGAGCACGGCCGAGUUCGACGUGAGGCCCGGCGGAGAGGUUCACUCCUUCUCCCGGAGCCUGGGGGAUUUCAGCUGCACCUUCACCUACUCGGCCCAGGGCGGCACAAACGAGCAAUGGCAGAUGAACGUCGGAGUGAGCGAGGACAGCGGGCUCUUCUCCUGCUCCAUCUGGAGGCCCCAAGGGAAGUCUUAUCUCUUCUUUACCCAGUUUAAAGCUGAAGUGAAAGGAGCCAAGAUAGAGUAUGCCAUGGCUUAUUCUCAGGCUGCUGUGGGUGCCCUCAGCGACAUCCCCUUAAAACAGGAAGAAUUUGAGAUCACUGAAACAACAGUGUCUCACAGGGAAGGCAAGUUCCGUUUUGAGCUGUCCAAACUCGUGAUUGCAGCAAAAACCUCCCGGGAUGAGCUGUGACCCCGAGGCCAGCCCUGGGCCAGUGUGGCAGUGAAGGAUUUCCUGGUCACCUGCAGGGUUUUUCUUUUGUUUGGCCAAACCUUUUAUGUUUUCCAUACUGAAAUGUGCUGGGGACUGACGUGAGCGGGGCUCGGAGGUGUGAGGACAGGUUUGUUCUGCCUUGUGUCAGAGCAGCACCGAGCUGUGCAGCUCAGAGCCCCCGGGAGGCUCCUGAUCCUCCUGUGCCCCUUCCUGCUCGGCUGAGCAGGGCAGAGCUCCCUGCAAAGGGGUCCUUAUCUGCCUGGCUGGAAGAGCAGUGCAGGGAGAUAAGUGGCUGGACUUAAGCAGGGCUUGCUAAAGGGAACUUGUUAACUCUGUAGUCUCUGGAGGGGAGAUGGGAUUUCUCUCUCCAGCAGCCUGACAGGA
Cinclus cinclus is the source of this 933-nucleotide messenger RNA. It is a transcript of the gene MYDGF, whose product is annotated as myeloid derived growth factor. The coding region runs from base 1 to 528 and encodes 175 amino acids. The record is from RefSeq and is a predicted model, not a curated record. Gene Ontology annotation, biological process: positive regulation of angiogenesis; positive regulation of endothelial cell proliferation. The transcript has 6 exons. NCBI's taxonomy places the organism in Eukaryota, Metazoa, Chordata, Aves, Passeriformes, Cinclidae.